Protobothrops mucrosquamatus (brown spotted pit viper) is the source of this 3834-nucleotide messenger RNA. RefSeq names its product platelet derived growth factor receptor alpha (gene PDGFRA). Lineage: Eukaryota; Metazoa; Chordata; Lepidosauria; Squamata; Viperidae. Gene Ontology annotation, cellular component: signaling receptor complex. Gene Ontology annotation, molecular function: platelet-derived growth factor alpha-receptor activity; platelet-derived growth factor binding; ATP binding. The transcript is spliced from 22 exons. The coding region runs from base 5 to 3262 and encodes 1085 amino acids. The record is from RefSeq and is a predicted model, not a curated record. Gene Ontology annotation, biological process: multicellular organism development; embryonic cranial skeleton morphogenesis; platelet-derived growth factor receptor signaling pathway.
UACUAUGGGUCCUUCCCGAAAAGAAUUCUUGGUCUUGGGCUAUCUCCUUGCAGGGUCAUGCAUCAUCUCCUGCCAGAGUUUGCUUCCCGCCAUUCUCCCAAGUGAAGAGCAAAUGGUGGUGCAGCUGGAUGCCCCCUUCACUUUGAAAUGUUCUGGAGACAGCGAAGUGAGCUGGCAGCAUCCAGCCCCAGAGGGCAACCACUCCAUCACCAUCAGUAAUGAAGAGAACAACAGCGGCCUUUUCGUGACCGUCCUCGAAGUGGCGAACGCAUCGGCUUCCCUCACCGGAUUAUACAUUUGUUAUUAUAAUCAUUCUCAAGAGGAAGAUGGAGAAGUCGAAGGGAAAGAGAUCUACAUUUUUGUGCCAGAUCCAGCUGUUCCCUUUGUUCCAACCUCCCCAGAAGAUUUGUUCAUUGUUGCCACUGAGGAGGACAAUUCUUCCAUUAUCCCAUGUCGCACGACUGACCCUAACACUCAAGUCACUCUAAUGAACAGAGAAGGAAAAAUUCUGUAUGCCUCUUACGACAACAGGCUGGGCUUCAUUGGAAACUUCUCUUUGGGGUCCUAUAUAUGCAAGACCACUGUCAGAGCCAUCGAAUUCGAGUCUGGCGAAUUUUUCAUCUAUAUUUACAAAGCUCCAUCAUACCUUCAUGUUGAAAUUGAGUCCCCCAAGACUGUAUAUAAAACAGGAGAAACCAUUAUUGUUACUUGUGUGGUCUUGGAUAAUGAAGUGGUGAACCUAGAGUGGAAUUAUCCAGGGAAAGUGAAGAAUAAAGGAAUAAUCUCCCUUGACGACAUCAAAGUUCCAACCCAGAAGCUGAUUUAUAAUUUAACCAUUCCAGAUGCAUCAGUGAAGGACAGCGGAGAUUAUGAAUGUGCUGUUAGACACGUGACUAAAGAUUUUAAGAAAAUGGAAAGGAUUGCCAUCUACGUUCACGAUAAAGGGUUCAUUCAAUUGGAGCCCCAGUUCAAGCCGGCGGAGGCCGUCAAUCUACACGAAGUCAAAAACUUUGUCAUUUAUGUCUAUGCGUAUCCAGAGCCAAGGAUGUUUUGGCUGAAGGACAACGUCACGCUGAUGGAGAAUCUCACAGAGAUUGUAACCAGUUCCAAGCAACUCAAAGAAACCAGAUAUCAGAGUGUAUUAAAAUUAAUUCGUGCCAAGGAAGAAGACAGUGGAUAUUAUACACUCGUGGCACAGAAUGAGGACGAAAUUCAAAGAUACACUUUCUCCCUGCUCAUACAAGUUCCAGCUUUAAUUCGGGACCUGGUAGAUAAUCACCACGGCUCUGUUGGGCAGACAGUCAAAUGUUUGGCAGAAGGGACACCCCUCCCCGAUGUGGAAUGGCUGGUUUGCAAGGACAUUAAGAAAUGCAACAAUGACACCUCAUGGACACUCCUGACCAACAAUAUCUCUGACGUUACGGUGGAGACUCAUCUUGAUGAGAGGAACAUGGUAGCCAGCCAGGUGACAUUUCAGAAGGUGGAAGAAAUCAUGGCUGUUCGAUGUAUGGCUAAGAAUGACCUUCGUACUGUUACAAGGGAACUGAAGCUUGUGGCUCCUACAUUAAGAUCGGAACUCACAGUGGCGGCUGCUGUCCUCGUCCUCCUUGUGAUUGUAAUAAUCGCGCUGAUUGUCUUGGUAAUCAUAUGGAAACAGAAACCCAGAUAUGAGAUCAGAUGGAGAGUCAUUGAGUCGAUCAGUCCUGAUGGCCACGAAUACAUCUACGUGGAUCCUAUGCAAUUGCCCUAUGACUCAAGAUGGGAGUUUCCUAGGGAUGGAUUAGUGCUAGGCCGAAUCCUUGGUUCUGGAGCUUUUGGGAAAGUAGUGGAAGGAACCGCAUAUGGAUUAAGCCGGUCACAACCAGUGAUGAAAGUAGCUGUGAAAAUGUUGAAACCAACGGCAAGAUCCAGCGAAAAGCAGGCUCUUAUGUCUGAAUUAAAGAUAAUGACCCAUCUUGGCCCCCACUUGAACAUUGUCAACCUUUUAGGAGCCUGCACAAAAUCAGGUCCAAUAUACAUCAUAACGGAAUACUGUUUUUAUGGAGACUUGGUGAACUACCUCCAUAAAAAUAGGGAUAAUUUUCUGAGUCGGCACCCUGAAAAGGCGAAGAAGGAUCUGGACAUUUUUGGCAUGAAUUCUGCAGAUGAAAGCACGAGAAGCUAUGUCAUCCUGUCCUUUGAAAACAAUGGUGAAUAUAUGGAUAUGAAACAAGCAGAGACAACUCAGUAUGUGCCCAUGUUAGAAAGAAAAGACAAGUCGAAAUACUCUGACAUCCAAAGAUCUUUGUAUGAUCGGCCUGCUUCAUAUAAGAAAAAAUCUAUAUUGGAUGGGAAGAAUCUGCUUUCUGAUGAUAAUUCAGAAGGCCUCAGUUUGUUGGAUCUUCUGAGCUUCACCUACCAAGUAGCUCGGGGAAUGGAGUUCCUGGCUUCAAAAAACUGCGUGCACCGUGAUCUGGCAGCACGAAAUGUCCUCUUGGCUCAAGGGAAAAUUGUGAAGAUCUGUGACUUUGGGCUAGCAAGAGAUAUCAUGCACGAUUCAAACUAUGUCUCCAAAGGCAGUACCUUCCUUCCGGUGAAGUGGAUGGCACCUGAAAGCAUUUUUGACAACCUGUAUACCACAUUAAGUGAUGUCUGGUCCUAUGGCAUUCUGUUAUGGGAAAUAUUUUCUCUUGGUGGGACCCCAUACCCUGGCAUGAUGGUUGACUCUACCUUCUAUAAUAAAAUAAAAAGUGGCUAUCGGAUGACAAAACCAGAUCAUGCUACCUCUGAGAUGUAUGACAUCAUGGUGAAAUGCUGGAAUAGUGAACCUGAAAAGAGACCAUCUUUUUAUCACUUAAGUGAAAUAGUGGAGAGUCUGUUGCCUGGUGAAUACAAGAAGAGUUAUGAUAGAAUCCACUUGGACUUCUUAAAGAGUGAUCAUCCUGCCGUCACACGCAUGAGAGUGGACUGUGACAAUCCAUAUAUUGGUGUCACUUACAAGAACGAGGACAAGAUGAAAGACAGGGAGAGUGGAUUUGAUGAACAGAGACUCAGUGCAGACAGUGGCUAUAUAAUCCCACUGCCUGAUAUUGACCCUGUAUCAGAAGACGAACUGGGGAAAAGGAAUAGACACAGUUCUCAGACCUCUGAGGAAAGCGCCAUCGAAACCGGAUCCAGCAGUUCUACGUUCGUGAAGCGAGAAGACGAAACCGUGGAUGACCUUGACAUUAUCGAUGACAUUGGCAUGGAUUCCUCAGAACUAGUUGAGGACAGCUUCCUGUAACUCUGGAAAGGGGGGCGGACAACUUUGGAGCGGUGUAAAAUGAAAAAGGCAAGAGGCAAGAUCAAAAUAAUGACUCGUGAACUUUCAGUUUUGUAAGGAGAAGCACUCCGAAAAAAGACGGCGAAGACCUGCCAAAUGCUCAUGUCCCUCAACAAGUGGUCUCACAAUCUCCCUUGGUUGGUGAAAAACUUUGAGAAGCCAGUUGUCAAGCAUCCUUCUUCCUUUGAAGUACUCCCGUAGCGGCUCAACCUGUGUUUGCUAUUUCAGCGGAUGGAUGAAUAAAGAAAACAGCCACGGGUACUUCAAUUUGUGUUUCAAGGGCAUUCAUAUCUCAGACGGAUAAAAUUUCUACUACGGUGAAUCAUUGUCAGUGUGAUUGUGUAAAUACCUGUUCCUACCAGGAUAUAUAUAUAUUUUUUUUUAAAAAAGAAGACCACUUAAGACUUUGGCAUAUUUACUUCCUGAAGUUUAUAUAAGCUGCUGGUGGAUUAGCACCUGAGACGAAUUACAUAUCAAAAAGAAACCACUUUUGGAAAGCAUGAAAUGGAUUAACACGAAGUAAUGUUUUAUUU